AGAGAAGCGGUGCAACGGGAAUGAACAGACCCGCACGCGCGUAACAUAAUAAUCCAACCGUCAGUUUUCUUUAUAAACAAUUUUUUAUUUUUAAUGACAAGGACAAUUUAUACCUACGUUUACAGACUAUAUGACAAUCAACUGUGGAACGUUUUGAAUAGGACUGCUAUUAUUGAGACAUUGACCAUAACCCAUCGCUGUCUGUCUUUUAAACCGGAGAGUGAGAACCGACAAGGACGUGCCGCUAUACGGGAACGUGUAACAGUGCAGGGCAUCAGUGCAGCUCACCGGACCGGUAAACACGUCUCUAAUAACCACCGUGGAUCUAUAUUUUCCAUUUGGAAUCUUCACAGCUCUUCUCUCAGAAACGUUCUCCUCGAAGAAUCCGGUGACUCACCGCGAGGCGAAGGCAAGCCUCUGCAUUCUAAUCAGCCGCACCGGGAGAACGGAGAGGAGAACGGAACGAGCUCAUUGACAUUACAGUCAUACUUUUUGUGGAGCACUUCUACUUCGGUAGCUGAACCCGCUCCACUCGUAGCGCUGCUAGUCUGCGUCGGUCGGAGCUGGUUUGCUGGCUUCAUUCUCACCACCCGGAGAAGGAAUAGCAGGGUGACAGACCAAGCGACGGGAUUGGGUUUUAACAUAAACCAAAACCAGGGAUUAUGUGUAUUUUGUAUUUAACCUGAUACCUUUCGACAAGAGAGCGACAGAGAGAGAGCACGGGAACGCAUAACGGCUAUUCUAUCCGGUUGGAGACAGACCGGGUUACGAUUAUUCCUGAGAUGAGCCCUAGGCGUUCAACUGAAUUUAAAUUAGGUGUCCACGAGCACCAGCGUUUUCUAUAAAGGAAAGGAGAGCGAGAGAGAGAGAGAGAGAAAAAGGGGAAUUUAAAUCGGUGCUCUAGAAUGACUUCUACAUUCCACGAUGAACGGAACUGUGAGUUUGAUCCUGAAUGGUAGAAAUCACCCAUUUUGUGUUGGAGAAAUCAACAGGUCGGAGUCGGAGGCGUAAAAAAAAAAAUCGCUCCAAAUUUUAAAAAAAACCUCUCACCGAAGGAUGUAUCUUUCCAUUUUAUUUUUCCUUCUCCUUUGGGCUCAAGCCCUGGCUUUGAAAAACUUGAAUUAUUCCGUUAACGAAGAGCAAGGACCGGGGACGGUUAUAGGCAACAUUGCUAAAGAUGCUAAACUCGGUCUCGGGCAAGGGGGACAAGGGAAAAAAUCAAACUUCAGAGUUCUGGAGAAUUCAGCGCCGCAUCUCAUCGAUGUGGACCCGGAGAGCGGGCUGCUCUAUACCAAGCAGCGCAUCGACAGGGAAACACUGUGUCGGCGGAACCCCAAAUGUCAGCUCUCCAUGGAGGUAUUUGCUAACGACAAAGAGAUCUGCAUGAUUAAGGUAGAUAUAGUCGACAUCAACGACAACUCGCCCACGUUCCCUUCCGAUCAGAUUGAUAUUGACAUUUCUGAGAACGCUGCCCCGGGCACCCGCUUCCCGCUUACUAGCGCUCAUGACCCGGACGCUGGGGAGAACGGGCUAAAAACCUACCAGAUCACACGAGACGACUACAAUCUGUUUUCUCUGGAUGUAAAAUCCCGCGGGGACGGAACUAAAUUUCCCGAGUUAGUUAUUCAACGGCCGUUAGACCGGGAGGAACGUAACCAUCACACCCUCAUCCUAACCGCUACGGACGGCGGGGAGUAUCCCCGAUCAGGAACCAUGCAGAUUAAUGUGAAAGUUAUUGACUCUAACGAUAACAGCCCUGUGUUUGAACAGCCCUCUUAUGUUGUAGAAAUCCCAGAAAACUCCCCACCUGGGAAAGUAUUGAUAGAUUUAAACGCCACAGACCCAGACGAGGGUUCCAAUGGUCAGGUGGUUUAUUCAUUCAGCGGUUACGCCCCGGAUAGAAUCAGAGAACUCUUCUCUAUAGAUUCUAGAACGGGAGUCAUAAAAAUACAAGGAGAGAUUGACUACGAGGAGAACCCUAUUAUAGAAAUAGAUGUUCAGGCUAAGGAUUUAGGCCCUAACCCCAUCCCAGGCCACUGUAAAGUAACUGUGAAUGUGAUUGACAGGAAUGACAACUGGCCCUCUAUAGGGUUUGUGUCUGUGAGGCAAGGGGCCAUUAGCGAGGCAGCACCACCAGGCACGGUCAUCGCCCUGGUCAGAGUCACGGAUAAAGACUCUGGGAGAAACGGCAAGCUACAAUGUAGAGUCUUGGGGAACGUUCCGUUUAAACUAGAGGAGAACUACGACAACUUCUACACCGUGGUGACGGACAGGCCUCUGGACAGAGAACAGCAGGACGAGUACAACGUCACCAUCGUCGCCAAGGACAACGGCACGCCGCCCCUCAACUCCACCAAGUCGUUCACGGUGAAGAUUCUAGACGAGAACGAUAACGUUCCGCGUUUCACCAAAGCCGUGUAUCUGCUCCAGGUGCCGGAGAACAACAUCCCCGGGGAGUAUCUGGGUUCCGUCCUCGCUCUAGACCCGGACCUGGGCCAGAACGGAACCGUGUUCUACUCCAUCCUCAACUCCAACGUGAGUGGAGGAGAUGUCAACACCUUCGUGAACGUGAACGCGGCCAACGGGGCCAUCUACGCCGUCAGGUCAUUCAACUACGAACAAAUCAAAUUCUUUGAUUUUAAGGUCUUGGCGAAGGAUGCUGGGUCUCCUCACCUGGAGAGCAACUCCACGGUCAGGGUCAGCGUCUUAGACGUUAACGACAAUAUCCCCGUCAUCGUUCUCCCGCUGCUCCUGAACGACACGGCGGAGAUCCACGUGCCACGGAACGUCGGCGUAGGUUACGUCGUCACCACGGUGAGGGCGGUCGACAACGAUUACGGCGAGAGCGGGCGGUUGACCUACGAGAUCUCCGACGGUAACGAGGAGCAUCUGUUCGAGAUGGACCCUGUGACAGGCGAGGUACGGACCGCCCACCCCUUCUGGGAGGACGUCAGCCCCACGGUGGAGCUGAUCAUCAGGGUGAUGGACCACGGGAAGCCCACCCUCACCACCGCCGCACGCCUCAUCGUCAAGGCCUACAGCGGACCGCUGCCGGGCGGCGAGCCCCACAUCAACGAAGAGCAUCACAACUGGGACACCUCGCUGCCCCUCAUCGUCACCUUAUCCAUCAUCUCUAUGAUGCUGCUGGCUGCCAUGGUAACCAUCGCCGUGAAGUGCAAACGGGAGAACAAGGAGAUCAGGACGUACAACUGCCGCAUCGCGGAGUACUCUCACCCGCAGCUGGGCAAAGGCAAGAAGAAGAAGAUCAACAAGAAUGACAUCAUGCUAGUUCAGAGCGAGGUGGAGGAACGGGACGCCAUGAACGUCAUGAACGUGGUGAGCUCCCCGUCGCUCGCCACCUCCCCCAUGUAUUUCGAUUACCAGACGCGGCUGCCGCUGAGCUCGCCCAGGUCGGAGGUCAUGUACCUCAAGCCCACGGCCAACAACCUGUCGGUGCCCCAGGGACAGGGCCACGGCGUCGGCUGUCACACGUCCUUCACUGGCCCGGUGACUAACACCACAGAUACCCCCAGUAGCAGGAUGUCCAUUAUACAGGUAGGAACAAGAAACCAUUCAACUAGGUUUUUAUUGAUUUAUGUGAACCUUUGUUUGUUUAGGUGACCAGGGAAGUCACGUUAACAUUCAAAUUCCCUUCUUGUUGGAAUGGACAUUUGUGUUUUGGCUUUACAUGUGUCUGACACAGCAAACAGACAGAAAGCAGGACAGCAUUGUGAUUAUCCACCAUAUUCCUUCCUCCUACCCCUCAUCCAUCUCCCCUGCUUCAGAUCUUUUCCCUCUCUAUUUAAUGGACUGAUAUACUGGAGUGUAGGUAUAGUGUAACACGAGUGAGAGAGAGAUGGAGAUAUGGAAGAGAGAGAGAGAGAUAGAGAUGGAAAUAUGGAAAAGAGAGAGAGAGAGAUAGAGAUGGAAAUAUGGAAAGAGAGAGAGAGAGAGAUAGAGAUGGAAAUAUGGAAAGAGAGGGGGAAGGAGAGAGGGAAAUAUGGAAAGAGAGAGGGAAGGAGAGAGGGAGAGUUGUAGAUAUGGAAAGAGAGAGGGAAGGAGAGAGGGAGAGUUGUAGAUAUGGAAAGAGAGGGAGAGAGAGAUAGUUGGAGAGUUGGAGAUAUGGAAAGAGAGAGGGACAGAGUGAGAGAGAAAGAGAGAGAGAGUUUGAGAUAUGGAAAGAGAGGGAGAGAGAGAGUUGGAGAUAUGGAAAGAGGGAGAGAGAGAGUUGGAGAUAUGGAAAGAGGGAGAGAGAGAGUUGGAGAUAUGGAAAGAGGGAGAGAGAGUUGGAGAUAUGGAAAGAGGGAGAGAGAGAGUUGGAGAUAUGGAAAGAGGGAGAGAGAGUUGGAGAUAUGGAAAGAGAGGGAGAGAGAGUUGGAGAUAUGGAAAGAGAGGGAGAGAGAGUUGGAGAUAUGGAAAGAGAGGGAGAGAGUGAGAGAGAAAGAGAGGUGGGGUGCAUGGCGACAGGCAGGUCAUGCUGCACACCGUGGAGAGAGAGAGAGAGAGACAGAGACAGAGAGAGACAGAGAGAGAGAGAGAGAGAGACAGAGAGAGAGAGAGACAGAGAGAGACAGAGAGAGAGAGAGAGAGACAGAGAGAGAGAGAGACAGAGAGAGAGACAGAGAGAGAGAGAGAGAGAGAGAGACAGAGAGAGAGAGAGAGAGGAGCCGGUGACAUCAGGACAAAUGGAUUCCGUUUAAUAUUUAGGAAGAUGUAUCAUGUGGUUGAAACCCAGACCUCUUCAACCAGACGUCAUCCCGCGGACGUUUUAUUGCAGAAUGACACUUUAAUGCAUCUCUCUGUGACGGUGUGAUGUUGUUGUUUUGUUAUUUCUUUGCACUGGUUGGCUGUGUGUCUUGUACCAAAAACGCCCGUUUUUAUUCCUUCAUAGCUUGUUCUCUAUCUUCUUUUUUCAACGAGGGAGACCAUUUGUUUUCCUCAUCCUGUCUCUUGUCCCUCGGCAGCAGACAUAAUGUUGAGCGAUAUGUUUGGAACAUCAAAUCGCAUUUUCCAAAUUUGAAUACAUGUAGAAUAGUGAGAAUCGCAGUACGUAUGGCAUCAACACACAGUACGUAUGGCAUCGACACACAGUACGUAUGGCAUCGACACACAGUACGUAUGGCAUCGACACACAGUACGUAUGGCAUCGACACACAGUACGUAUGGCAUCGACACACAGUACGUAUGGCAUCGACACACAGUACGUAUGGCAUCGACACACAGUACGUAUGGCAUCAACACACAGUACGUAUGGCAUCGACACACAGUACGUAUGGCAUCGACACACAAUACGUAUGGCAUCGACACACAGUACGUAUGGCAUCGACACACAGUACGUAUGGCAUCGACACACAGUACGUAUGGCAUCGACACACAGUACGUAUGGCAUCGACACACAGUACGUAUGGCAUCGACACACAGUACGUAUGGCAUCAACACACAGUACGUAUGGCAUCGACACACAGUACGUAUGGCAUCGACACACAGUACGUAUGGCAUCGACACACAGUACGUAUGGCAUCAACACACAGUACGUAUGGCAUCGACACACAGUACGUAUGGCAUCGACACACAGUACGUAUGGCAUCGACACACAGUACGUAUGGCAUCAACACACAGUACGUAUGGCAUCGA
Oncorhynchus keta (chum salmon) is the source of this 5634-nucleotide messenger RNA. Its product is annotated as protocadherin-17-like. The transcript has 2 exons. NCBI's taxonomy places the organism in Eukaryota, Metazoa, Chordata, Actinopteri, Salmoniformes, Salmonidae. Gene Ontology annotation, molecular function: calcium ion binding. Gene Ontology annotation, biological process: homophilic cell-cell adhesion. The coding region runs from base 1057 to 3621 and encodes 854 amino acids. The record is from RefSeq and is a predicted model, not a curated record. Gene Ontology annotation, cellular component: plasma membrane.